CGUCAUUAUCGAUAGUUCUGUAUGUACCGAGUAUACAAAGACAUUCCUCCGUCUCCAGACCUCGAUCGAACUCAGAACCAUUUACAUCGAUUUACCCUGGAGCUUUCGGUUGGAUUUUGUGACUGAUCUUUAUACCUUUAAUUAACAAUUUAUUUCGUCGCAUAUAUACAAAGAAAAAUACACGGGAAGUAUCACAAUGGCCGACGAAACAGCUCUUACGGACUUCCCCUCGCUCUUCUCCUUGAAGGGUAAGAUUGCCGUCGUAACAGGUGGCUCGCGAGGAUUGGGUUUGAAUGCAGCUUCGGCUUUCCUCCAAGCCGGAUGUUCUAAAGUCUUCAUAACCUCGCGCAAAGCCGCGGGCUGCGACCGCGCGGUCGCACAACUCAACGCCCUGCCCAACCUCCAACCAGGCGCCCGCGCGAUCUCCGUCCCAGCAGACAGCAGCACACUAGCCGGUAUCGAGUCCCUCGUCUCGCAAGUAUCGAAACAUGUCGACCACAUAGACAUCUUAUUCGCGAAUGCGGGCGCUACAUGGGGUGAAGCCUUCGACACACACCCCGACGCCGCGUUCCAGAAAGUCAUGGACUUAAACGUGAAAAGCGUAUUCCUCAGCGUACAAAAAUUCGCUCCUCUCCUUAGUAAAAAAGCUACAAUCGACGACCCCUCGCGCGUUAUCAUCACAGCGAGUACAGCUGGUCUAGGAGUCGGGAGUUUGGGUCCCCAGGCUACUUAUGGAUACAGCGCGAGUAAAGCAGCUGCGAUCCAUUUAGGCCGUAAUCUAGCUAUUGAGCUUGCGCCGCGACAUAUACUCGUUAAUUCCAUCUGCCCAGGUUUCUUCCCUACGAAGAUGGCGAAUGGGUUGUUGGAGAUGACAGGCGGUAUUGCGAAGCACGCUGCUGGGAACCCGAUGGGACGGUUAGGAAAGCCGGAGGAUAUCGCGGGUGUGGUGGUCUAUUUGUCUAGCCGGGCAGGUUCGCAUGUUAAUGGCGCGGCUAUAGAGAUUGACGGCGGUGCGCUGUGGAAAAGAGGUGGUUUCCUAGAGCCGGAGCCUGAAUCCAAGUUAUGAUAUACCUAUACCUACCUAGGUUACUCAAUGUCAUCGUGAUAAGGGGCGAGAGAUUGUAAAGUACCUAAUGGAAGCAAGCAAACGAGAUUUUGUAUCCGUUAUUAAAUGUCAUGCCAAUACGUUCUCAUUCAUCAUAUAUUCAUCUAAGGUAGAAACAAGU
This is a messenger RNA of Hypoxylon trugodes, 1226 nucleotides long. RefSeq names its product NAD(P)-binding protein. NCBI's taxonomy places the organism in Eukaryota, Fungi, Ascomycota, Sordariomycetes, Xylariales, Hypoxylaceae. Gene Ontology annotation, molecular function: oxidoreductase activity. Bases 197 to 1066 code for a protein of 289 amino acids. The record is from RefSeq and is a predicted model, not a curated record. The transcript is spliced from 3 exons.